Penicillium cosmopolitanum is the source of this 699-nucleotide messenger RNA. Its product is annotated as putative GPI anchored glycoprotein. The record is from RefSeq and is a predicted model, not a curated record. Lineage: Eukaryota; Fungi; Ascomycota; Eurotiomycetes; Eurotiales; Aspergillaceae. The coding region runs from base 1 to 699 and encodes 232 amino acids. The transcript has 2 exons.
AUGCGCUUCCAAACUGUUGCUAUCUUGGCCGGUGCCUCUGCCGUGUCUGCGGGUAAAACCGCCAACCUUCUCCUGCCUGGUUUCCAGGACCGUGACCUCGAGUGCGGUAUUCAGGGCUCGAGCGGCGAUGCCACCACUUACUUGGUGACUUGCCCUACCAGCGUUUCCGCCUGCGGUAUUCCCGGUGCUGGCAUGACUGCCAUCGCUGCCCCUACCUCUAUGCAGCUGAUCAACCCUGAUGGCAAGGGCAACACUGCCUCCGUCUCCUGCAACGUUGCCGGCACUACCUCGGCCUCUUGCGUGGCUCAGGACGGUACUGUCACCGUCUCCCACACUCUGGGCCCCAAGGACCUUAACUGGAUGCCUGUCACCAUCACCACCCCGACUCCCACGUCGACCCCCACUCCUACUUCCACCGUCACCCCGACCCCGACCUCGACUUCCACUUCGACUGUCACCCCGACCUCGACCUCCUGCCCUGUGUCGAGCCCCGUCAAGUCGUCCACUCGUGUGCCCUCUUCCACCCGUCUGGCGACCUCGUCGAUCCCCCUCAAGCCCACCGGCGGUGUCGUCACCGGCAGCCCCGCUCCCACUGGCUCUUCCACCGCCACCCCUCUCCCCAACGCUGCCGCCCCUCUGGCCGGCAACGUCUGGUCUCUCGGUGGAGCCGCUCUGGCCCUGGCCUUCGCUCUGGUCUAA